CAAAUCAAAGAAGAAGAAAAAUGGCUUCUUCCACUCUCCGUUUACGCUCCACCCACUUCCUCUUAUCCUACGCACCUCCCUUUUCAAAACCCUUCUCUCCAAUUCCUCCCCGUUCCGCCACUCCUCCUAACCUCACCCACCGUUCCACCGCCCUCCGCCCUCUCAAUGCCACUGCCGCGCCCGAAAAAAUCGGAAAACUCGGCACCGAAAUCUCCAACCUAACCCUCGAGGAAGCCCGCACCCUUGUCGACUACCUUCAAGAGAAACUCGGCGUCUCCGCCGCCGCUUUCUCCCCCGCAGCCGUUCCAGUUGCCGCCCCCGGUGGUGCCGAUGCCGGAGAGACUGUUGUCGAAGAGAAGACUGAGUUCGAUGUGGUGAUCGAGGAGGUUCCUAGCAAUGCCAGGAUUGCGGUGAUUAAAUCCGUUAGGGCUCUGACAAAUUUAGCUUUGAAAGAAGCGAAAGAGUUAAUUGAAGGUUUGCCCAAGAAGUUCAAAGAAGGAGUUUCGAAGGAGGAAGCCGAUGAUGCCAAGAAACAACUUGAAGAAGCUGGAGCUAAAGUUUCCAUGGCUUAGAACAGCCUUUCGAAGGAUACGUAGUUGCAAAUUGAGUACUUCACAGUUUAGGGUUUUUUUGCAUUGGAUAAGGACUCAAAUCAAGUUCUUCUCAAAAUUUAUUCGAGGCUGAGCUAAGGUCGUCCCUUCCAGUAUUGUUUUGUAAGUAUAUAGUCGAUUUCAAAAUCUUUGGUAAAUUUGUGUGGGUAUAAAAUUGUGAUUUAGGAUUUUUCAUCUAAUAAAGCAUGUAAAAAAUAUUUUUAUAUUUUUUAUAUUCUUUAAACUGAAAUGUAAUUUCAAUAUAAUUUUAAUAUUUUCUAGGUUGAAAAUUUGAAAAUGUAAUUA
Gossypium raimondii (Peruvian cotton) is the source of this 896-nucleotide messenger RNA. Its product is annotated as 50S ribosomal protein L12, chloroplastic-like. NCBI's taxonomy places the organism in Eukaryota, Viridiplantae, Streptophyta, Magnoliopsida, Malvales, Malvaceae. Gene Ontology annotation, biological process: translation. The transcript has 2 exons. The coding region runs from base 21 to 572 and encodes 183 amino acids. Gene Ontology annotation, molecular function: structural constituent of ribosome. Gene Ontology annotation, cellular component: ribosome. The record is from RefSeq and is a predicted model, not a curated record.